AUGCACAGUCUCUACGCGCGUAUCAACAACAUCACGGCGACGCUGUCGACAUGCAUGAUGGUUCUCCUAGCAGGCAUCGCGUGUUCAUCAUCCUUGUUCACAGCGGACUCGAAGGGCACGCUCAACAUCUCCUCUGUCCAAGUGUGCUUUCCCGGCCAAACGCGUCGCAUACCUGGACGUACGCAAGACUUCGCUUUCGUCAACUUCAACCUCACUGCUGACUUGACACCACUCUUCAACUGGAACACGAAGCAGCUAUUCCUGUAUGUUGGCGCCGAAUACACUAAUGCGAAAGGGGUG
Heterobasidion irregulare TC 32-1 is the source of this 300-nucleotide messenger RNA. RefSeq lists its product as uncharacterized. The annotation marks the transcript as partial. Gene Ontology annotation, biological process: protein targeting to ER. The record is from RefSeq and is a predicted model, not a curated record. Gene Ontology annotation, cellular component: membrane; signal peptidase complex. Lineage: Eukaryota; Fungi; Basidiomycota; Agaricomycetes; Russulales; Bondarzewiaceae. The transcript is spliced from 3 exons.